AAUCUUUCCCAUGUAAUCGGUGCUCAUCACAUCAUGACUCUUUCCUCAUCCUCGUCCUCUCUCUGUCUUCCCCUCUCUCUUUCUCGCUCUCUCACAAACCAACAAAGUCAUGGUGCGGUUGUUGAUUAGCCCCCAAGAUUAGCACAAAAAUACGCCGAACACAUCAAAGAAUUCCUUCCUGACCUGGCCCCUGCCCCCCCUGUCCCCAAGUCAAAAACAUGAUGGCCGUCGGAAGCAAAUGCUGUUGUUUUCAAAUUUCACGGACUGUUUAACACCUCUCUACUCGUACACACGCGCACACGCUCGGGCGCUCCAAACGAAAUGCGCAACCAAGGCACCAGUACCAGCACGGCCAGCGACAAACGGGAGACCAACCACGCCGGGUCCCUCACUGACACACAGACACAUACACACAAACGAAGGGACCCUUGGAGGCCUUGCACUCGCAAAAACGUUCGCAACAUUUCGUACACCGGAAAUGGCUGCCUGCCUGCCUGCCUGGUUGCCCCUAGGUGGGAAAAGGGACAAAAAGAAACGAUUCCUGACCGCAGACAAACAAGUUUACAGCAACAACAUCAGGAGAGAGAAACAGUUGAGUUUGGGAGGAUGAAAAAUAAUAUUGAGCUAUCAUGCAAUGCUGUUGUUGAUGCUUUCCGAUCUAGCAAUACCUCAGCAACGACCACGAUACCCAGCACCCUCCGCCCAUCCGGCCACAGUUUGUUCCAACACCUCACCCGCUUUUCAUCAAUACAAUCUGACAGUCGCCCAUCGGCGACCAUAACGGCUUUCGAAAAAAAAAUUAGCCGUGGAAAAAACCCAAUUUAUCAAAGAUCAAGAUGCGGAUCCCCACGACCGAACGAUGUUCCAUAUGGGGAAAAGUCGUUGGAAGAUGAUCGACGAUGCCUCCCUUGAGGACGAUCGUUUUCACAUCGACAAGUGAAGCGGAGAGAAGUCGCAAUCUGAACGGCCUUGCACCCCACCUUUUUGGUGCUCAAGCCCGAACGAAAAAGGAAAGAAUCUCGCUCAAGAACGCCUUGCAAUGCUCAUAGAUAGUCGUGACACGGGCAGAAAAAGCAAGAUGGUAGGUGUUGUGUGAUGAUGCACGCAGUGAUCACUCAACCUCGACAAUAUGACCUUUGCCGGGAGAGGUCACGCAGUGCUGUUGAUACACGGCAGUGAAAAGAUCACCAAAGCAUCUAGACUUUGCGGAAGUCUGGCAAGCAUAUCUGCUCGAAUGCCUGAUAGAUCUCCUCGCGGACCUUGGCACCAGUGAGUACGAUCUUGCCGCUCACGAAGAUCAACAAGACGAUCUUGGGCUUGAUCAUGCGAUAGAUGAGACCAGGGAACAGUUCAGGCUCGUACGAGCUGAAAGGGUGAUGCUUUGAUGCCAAACCCUCCAAUCGGAUAGGAAACUUUAUGUCGCAAGAGCCGACAAUGUUCUGGAUCUUGAAAUCGGUGAACUUGGCAUUGAAGCCAAGUUUUUGAAUGAUACGGGCGUACUUGCGGCUGGCAAGUUUCGAAUCAUCUUCCGAUUUAGCACCCGUGACGACCAUCUUGCCUGAGGCAAAGAUCAGAGCGGUUGUCUUGGGGUCUCGAAUACGCAUGAUCACGG
This is a messenger RNA of Exophiala oligosperma, 1612 nucleotides long. RefSeq lists its product as hypothetical. Bases 322 to 912 code for a protein of 196 amino acids. NCBI's taxonomy places the organism in Eukaryota, Fungi, Ascomycota, Eurotiomycetes, Chaetothyriales, Herpotrichiellaceae. The transcript is spliced from 5 exons. The record is from RefSeq and is a predicted model, not a curated record.